Messenger RNA from Psilocybe cubensis, 2763 nucleotides. RefSeq lists its product as uncharacterized. Bases 1 to 2763 code for a protein of 920 amino acids. Gene Ontology annotation, molecular function: nuclease activity; RNA binding. The record is from RefSeq and is a predicted model, not a curated record. The transcript has 17 exons. Gene Ontology annotation, biological process: mRNA catabolic process; regulatory ncRNA-mediated gene silencing. Lineage: Eukaryota; Fungi; Basidiomycota; Agaricomycetes; Agaricales; Agrocybaceae. Gene Ontology annotation, cellular component: RISC complex; cytosol; nucleus.
AUGAAAGCGGUUAGCUCUUCCACGUCCAAUACACUUAAAGUUAUUUUUUCGCUGACGUUUACUAUGAUUUCUUGUACACCUGCUCUUUCCGGUGACUCGCUUAUAUUGCGUGGUCGCCCUGGCCCACAAGGCCAACCCCCUAAAGAACGGGUGCUCCAUCUUGCUGAUUUGUCCGCGCCCCGGAUUGGAACGGCGACCCGCGAAGAUGAACCAUGGGCAUUCGAAUCUCGUGAAUUUCUCCGUCAGCUCGCCGUGGGCAAAGAAAUAACAUUCACCUCGAUCCAUUCGCUCCCAACUAACGAUGACAUUCCUCGCGACCUUGGUAAUGCCGAGAUCGGUGGAGUUGAUUUAACAACAGAACUCCUGAAAAGUGGCUGGGCCAAGCUGAAGGAAAUCAAACGAGAGGCGACUGAAGACGACAUUAAGAAAAAGGAGCUCGAAGCCGAGGCCAAAGCUUCUGGUAAAGGAAUCUGGAACCCCCAUGGACAAAAGGCACGAACUGUCCACCAUGCCAUGCCGACUGACUCCCAAGCAUUUGUGACAGAAUGGAAAGGAAAGCAAUUAGACGCUCUCGUUGAGCAAGUCAGGGAUGGGACAACCCUGCGCGUACGCCUAUUUAUGCCGGAUGGUGACCACCAGAUGGUUAACAUAGCACUGGCUGGUGUAAGGAGUGCCCGUGCUUCUUCAAAACAAGGAGAGCCUUCCGAGCCAUGGGGCGAAGAAGCUAAAUUCUUCACUGAAUCGCGACUACUUCACCGCCCUGUCAAAGUCCAAAUUCUAUCUCUACCGACUUCGACUGCUACACCUUUCCAAACAUCUGCCACCGCAGCGGCUCCCCCUCCUGCUAGCAUAUUUAUUGGAACAGUUAUUCAUCCCGCCGGCAAUGUUGCUGAACAUCUGGUUGCCUCUGGUUUGGCUCGUGUGGUUGACUGGCAUGCUGGCAUGCUCGCGAUCGGUGGUGGUAUGGAGCGCUUGCGAGCGGCGGAACGGUCCGCUAAAGAACGACGCCUAUGCCUGUACGCAAAUAGCCCAGCUGUAACUUCAGCCUUUAAAGGAAGCAAUGGUGCGACUUCUAACGGCCACUCUCGUACAUUCGAUGCGACUGUUGUCCGCAUCUGGAGCGGAGACCAGCUUUCUGUUCUCGAAAAGGAUACAAAUAUUGAACGCCGCCUUCAAUUGAGCUCUACUAGAGGACCAAAACUUGCUGACGCGCGACAAGCUUUUUAUGCCCAGGAAGCCCGCGAGUUCUUGCGCAAAAAGCUCAUUGGAAAAAAUGUCAAAGUCCACAUCGACUUUAUUCGACCCCGUGAAGGUGAAUUCGAGGAGCGCGAGUGCGCAACAAUUCGGUACGGUGGUCAUGGGGCAAACAUUGCGGAACAGUUAGUCGAAAAAGGUCUGGCGAGCGUGGUGAGACACAAGCGCGACGAUGAGGAUAGGUCUUCAGAUUACGACAAACUCAUGGCCGCCGAACAGAUAGCUGUAACAGAACAAAGGGGGAUUCAUUCUGGAAAGGAGGUUCCGGCACCAAAACAACCCUUGAAUAUAUCUGAGACAAGUGGCCGUGCGACCCAAUUCUUGAAUGGCUUCAAGCGCCUAGGACGAAUCCCGGCAGUUGUCGACUAUGUUGCAGCUGGUUCUCGGUUCAAUCGUCCAUUUGCUAAAGGUUAUUCAGGCAUCCGUGCACCUCGAACGGCGCGCAACUCGUCUGAAAAGGGAGAGCCUUACGGCGCUGAAGCUUAUGACUUUGCUUCUCGCAGGUACAUGCAGAGAGAUGUUGAAUUUGAAGUUGAUACCAUCGAUAAAUCCGGAGGGUUCAUUGGUUCACUAUAUGUGAACAAAACUGAAAAUGUCGCUCUGACACUUGUCAAGGAAGGCCUUGCCACAAUUCAUGCCUUUUCCGCUGAAUCCCUGCCAUGGGCUCGUCAGCUAUUCGAAGCUGAGGAAGAGGCUAAGCAAGCAAGACGCAAUAUCUGGAGUACUUAUGAUGAGGAGUCAUCCAAAGCUGCAGAAGCAGCCGCUGCGGCCGAGAACGAAUCAGGCCCCCUAAAAACUGAGUACUUGGAUGUGAUCGUUAGCGAUGUUCGAACAAAAAAUGGCUUCCAAUUCUCCGUUCAAGUACUGAAUACUCAAGGUAUUGCCGCUCUUGAAAAACUCAUGCGAGAGUUUUCCAUCCACCACCGUGGUGCAGUUGCAUCUCCUCCAGGUUUUUCACCUAAAGGGGGAGACCUUGUGUCUGCAAAAUUCUCUGACGGGGCUUGGUACCGGGCAAAAAUUCGUCGUGCCUCUCCCAUAAAAAAGGAGGCUGAAGUCACCUUUAUCGACUACGGCAACCAAGAUACCGUGGCCUUCUCUGAUAUCCGUCCCCUCGAUGCACAAUUCCGUUCAUUGCCAGGGCAGGCCCAGGAUGCACGCUUGAGUUUCGUGAAGCUCGCUGGCCCCGAGAGUGAUUACCACGUCGAGGCUGUGGAGCGCUUCCGAACAAUUUGCGAGGGCCGUAAAUUGGUCGCCAAUAUUGACUACAAAGAGGGUCCUCUUCUGCAUCUUCGCCUUAUUGACCCCUCAAACCCUGCGGUUGCCGAAGAUCCUUUGGCCUGCAUUAAUGCAGAUCUGGUUGCCGAAGGGCUGGCCUCGAUUGACAAAAGGGGUUGCAAGUAUUUCUCCUCGUACCCUCAGGUCCUUAAAAAAUUGCAAUUGUCUGUCGCAGAGGCCAAACGCGACCGCGCUGGUAUGUUCGAGUUCGGCGACGUCGAAGAGGAUGAGUGA